AUGACGCCGUCGGCGCAUGAGUUUAUCCUUCGCUGUGAGCAGCAGGGGGUCGGGGCGGCGGACUGGGCGGCGGAUCUUCGCCCCAUGGAGGGGAUGGAGCCGGCUUUGCUUUCCCCGUCCGGGAUCCUCAAACGACUCGGCGCGAUCGACCCCGUUGGACAUCUUCGGCGGCGAAUCGAGCUUUCUCGGGAUCUUCCCGGGAUGGUUGCGUGCGUGCAGGAGAUGGCGACUCUUUUCUCGACGCGGACGGCGGAGGGAUCAGACGGUGGGGCGAUUCCCUACGCGAUCCAAUGCCAGCUCAACUGCAAGUUGAUUUCGAAGGCCCGCCGCCUACUGACUCCGCCGAGCGACUCGACAAAUCGGGAUCCCGCGGGCGAAUCGGCGGACGCGGUGGAGGUUCCCACCCCGGACGUCGAGGAUACAAACACUCCCGGGAAGAUUAUUCCCCUCACAUCCGAAGAGCGGGAUCAAUUCAAAGACGUCGUUUCCGGCGCAUUGGCGUUAUUUAAGUCCACUCUUCACUCCGUGUCGUCGGCGACGGGAACACAGCAGCCGAUUUUAAAAUGGUGUCGCUUUUCGAGUUGGUGUUCGGCGCAUGAUCUCAUUCACGCCGCGGAUUUGGCCGCUAUUCAGGGGCUAGAUGAGCGUCGGAAUGUUGAGAUGGUCAGCCAGUUAAGCCAGUUGGAGACCGUGAUGAAGCUGAAGACGCUGCGGGAAGGAACGGAGGAGGAAUUGCGCGCUCUGGUCGAGGAGUUAUGGCAAAAUGGCGAGGGAAAAUACCUUCAGCCGUAUAGUUUGGAUGUGCUUUCCUGCCUUGCAACCGCAGCCUCCGCGGAGCAGGUUUCCCAAGGGCUGAAAAGCUUGAUUGCCGAUCGGCUUGUUAAAACCCAGUUGUUUUUUUCGAAUCCCGAGAAUGGAAAGACAACGGAACGGAUUCAACUUCCUCGAAGGGCCCUUCGCUUCGUGAAUGAACAGCGCGCGAAACAACAACAUGCGAUUACGGCUAAUCAACGUAUUGCUGCGGAAGCAUGCCCAGUUGAUUCGAUCGAAUAA
This is a messenger RNA of Phytomonas sp. Hart1, 1053 nucleotides long. Lineage: Eukaryota; Euglenozoa; Kinetoplastea; Trypanosomatida; Trypanosomatidae. The record is from the annotation of a GenBank genome assembly.